CAAGAACCAGUCAACCUCAACCUCAACCUCAACCUCAACUUCAACCUCAACCUCAACCUCAAAUAACCGAACAACCGAAGAAAUAAUCCAGAUGAACAAGAAAAGACUAUCAAGAGUCAACCAGCAAGACUUACAGAUCAUCAUCUCACCAGCAAACACAAUCAAUCGAUCAUCAGCACAACUAUCAGCAACUCACUCAACCUCCUCAACCAGCUCAUCAUCUGAUAACGACCUCUACGAAAACUCACUCAGCUCACCCAUCUUCAAUAAGAACCAACAACACGACCAAUCCAAACAGAACAGCAGAUCAUCACUCCAUCCUGAUACCAUCAAACUCAUACCAACCUCAAACCAACAGCAGAACCUCAACCCUGCCCCCUCUGCUUCCUCCUCUGAUGAUCAAUCAACCUCAAACCAUCAUUUCAAUCAGCUAGAAUGGCAAGAAGAAGACUCAAUCGAUGGACAGCAACAGGUCGACCUGGAAAACCAUUUGAAUCAGACUAGCCUCGAAGAAGGAGAAGAAGACGAGGAAGAAGAUGAUGACUCACAACAUGAUGAGCCUUCACACUGGAAGCAACCCUACCAACGAAAUCGAUCGGAGGAUGAAACAGAAGAGGAGGAAGAUGAUGAGGAUGAUGGUGAUCGAGGUGGUAGAGGAGGUAAUGGGAGUGAAGAUGGGGAGAGAGAGCCGCUGGUACAGCAUUACCAAAACGAACCGAGGAGUGAAGGCUCAUACUCCUCCUCCGAUAACCCCAGGAUCGAAUCCUACACUCGUCCUUCUAAGUCUCGUCAGAGGCGGAAGGUAUAUGGUGGCGGAAGACUCGAUUGGGGUGGCGAACUAGAGAUUUGGGAAGUUGGCUUAGGAGUGGCCAGUAACAUACUUUCUCCUGCACCACUCUUCAUUCCCCAUGCGUUCCUCUUAUUAGGACUCCCUAUAGGCUUGCCGGUGUUAUUCUUGAUUGGCUUUGUGGCUUGGUUCUCCCAGGUGGUCCUAGUGGUAUGCGGCCGAUAUGUUGGGGGGCGGACGUAUGCGCAGGUAGCAUCAGCGGUCUUACCGGAUAGACUCAAAGGCUGUAACAUCUGGUUCGGCGAGACGGUCGUCGAGCUCUGUCGGGUCUUUGUAGCUGGCGGAAGAGGGAUGGUGAAUAUGAUGAUGGUCUCGGACCUGUUCUCGCAGCUGACCCGACAGUACACACCCAAGGCCGCGAUACUCUACUCCCGGGUGUUCAUCAUCGCUUUUGUCGGGCUCGUCUCACUGUUGCCCAAUUUCGUCCGUCCCCGUCGACCACUUUUCCUUCCGGCGCUCUUCCCCACCUUGUCUCGACUCCCGCUCUUUCUCACUGCACUUUGGCCGAUCGCCAUCGGAAUCAUCGGCUUCAGACUGCGCCAGCUCAACCGCGAGCUCGGCCGCAAACUCCCUCCGACGGGUGAAGGUGACGUCUACAGCGAGAUCAUGGGCGGUACCGUCUGGGGUGGCUUCUCCAUCCUACUCUUCUGUCUAUCCACUCCGCAACAUACCUUCAAGCAUCUACGCUCACUCAAGCGCAUCAAUAAGCCCCCCGGAAACACCACCCAUCCUAUGAAGCCGCUCGUCAACCACACGACCGAAGACGGCUCAGCCACACCGGUUGCCGAUCCGUUGUUUGCCGGCACAAGUCGCUCCUCAAUCUUCUCGAGCUACACCAUUCGACGGUAUUCGUGGGAAUCAGCCGCCCUCCUAGGGGUCUCCUACUCAACGUUGAUCUGUCUCGGUUGGGGAUUAGUGGGAUAUCUGGGGAUGUCGCAUGGAGGAUAUGAAGUCAAUUUUCUGGCAUCCUUACCAUCAAACGACCCGUGGAUCUCGAGCUCGCGGGUUCUGUUGCUGUUAGUCCUGAUUCCUUCGAUCCCUCUAUCGUUACGACCGGCGACGACGGCGCUGUUCCAUCUCCUACGGAUCCCCGGGGUCAUUCACACGGCCUCGUCCCGACGGAAGAAGCUACGGAAACGAGGAGGUCGAACGGGGAGGGGGAUGGAGGCGGAGUGGGAUGACGAGGACGAAGACGAGCCGCUGGCGGGGGCGAAGGUCUGGAUGGCCCGUCUGGUGACCAGUGCGAUCUGGCUCGCGGUAGCUGUCGGAGCCAUCCGACUUGGAGGCAGUAACGGCGGUGAAGGCUCGACAAUCGAGGUCCUGGGGUGCGUCGGCUCCACGAUCAUUGCUGGCCUCCUACCCGCCGCUUUCUGGAUCGUCCUCUUCCACAUCCGCAAGGCCCGUCCAAUCCUUAACAUCAAUCCCUCCCAGCCACCUUCCCCUACAAGCGCCCUUUCCCGGUCCAAUCCAGUCCGGCCAGGCGCUCGCUCCCGGGUCUCCACAAACCAACAAUUCCCUGACUCUUCUAGACAGACAGGACCUGAUCAAUUACUGAUCAUUAAGGAGGCUCAGUUACAGAAACGACUCUCUGGUAGAAGAAUCUGGCAGGAUAUAGGGAUCUUUGGGAUCCUGAUUCCAUUCUGUUCUGUUGUCCUACUCAAAGGUCUCAUCGCCGUCUCCCAUGAAACCGGUCCUCCUCCUCCCUUCUGAUCUCACCUUCCAGCUUCAUUUUCUUCUCUCGAGUUAGUUUUUUUGCAUCUCUCUAUCAGCUUUAUAUAUGUUUCUUUUGCCUGCUACAAAAUAGACACUUCGAAAUUUCGCUUUGCUCUCCCCUAAAUAUCACUUAAAAUCAGAUCUUCUCUAUUUAUUUGUUAUUUUCAUCAUUAUGAUGUACCAUAUUUAUUUAUUUAUCCUAUUAAAGUGCCAAUCCAAUCAAUCUCCAAUACACUUACCAUCGUCUUCUCAUCUCUUUCUCUUUCAUCCAUAGAUACAAUUAUCUUCUG
Molecule: messenger RNA, 2850 nt
Organism: Puccinia graminis f. sp. tritici CRL 75-36-700-3
Lineage: Eukaryota; Fungi; Basidiomycota; Pucciniomycetes; Pucciniales; Pucciniaceae
Exons: 2
Coding region: 92-2557 (821 amino acids)
Biological process (GO): amino acid transmembrane transport
Molecular function (GO): amino acid transmembrane transporter activity
Source: RefSeq, a predicted model, not a curated record